Messenger RNA from Hypoxylon fragiforme, 1404 nucleotides. RefSeq lists its product as uncharacterized. The record is from RefSeq and is a predicted model, not a curated record. The transcript has a single exon. NCBI's taxonomy places the organism in Eukaryota, Fungi, Ascomycota, Sordariomycetes, Xylariales, Hypoxylaceae. Bases 169 to 1203 code for a protein of 344 amino acids.
AAAAAAAAAAACUGAGUCAACAAUGCUCCUGUCCGCGUUGUUUCUCAGGCAUAAAUGUCUGUUGCAAUCCUGCUCGGCUGAUAAUCCAACCACCAUGGAUAUUUGAUUCACCACUACUUCUAUUACUACUUAGAUAAUUUAGUGUUCGUCUACUCUUCACUCCUCACAAUGAAUCCAGCAAAUCUACUCAACACUCCUAUUACUCCUGGACCUGUGCAUCGAGCCCCCCAGGUUGCUUGUAACGAAUGUUUGCGGAUGGGACUGCAGAAUUGCAAUGGAAGCCUCACAGAUGACAUGGGCUGCCUUAAUUGUAGAAGGCGGGAUGUUCCAUGUAUUUUCCAUCACCAGACUCUGCGGGACAGGCCUGACGGGAUGACGGAUCCGAUGUGCUGCGACGGAUGUUUACCAACGGGCAUCAAGACCUGUUCCUGGCGAGAAGGGCCGGCGACGGAACCGUGGUAUCGCACAUGUCGACAAUGCAGGGCAAAACCCGGCCAGAAUUGCACGAUCGACGGCUUCCCUAUGGCAGAAGGUGGCGUGCCGAGACACCUUCCCGCGCUGGGGUAUAGCCAUCACCAAAUAACACAAUACUUACCGCCUCCGCCGAACCGGGCAGAGAUCCAUAGAGAAGACCGCGCAAACCCAGUCGCGGGCCCUACACCCCAUCGCCGUCAAAUUCCAGCCUCAGAUCCGGGGCCAGAUCCAGCACUAGACAGGGAGUGGGGGAUAGCAACCCGUCUCGACCGCUGCCACACAUGCCACCUGCGCUUUCACCCGUCCGAGCGGCCCUGCGAUGCUAGCGUGGACCCGCCACAAGGCUGCCAGCAGUGUCUUGCGUGGGGGCUGAUCUGCGUCCUAGGCGACAGCGCGCUGCCCACGGGCGAGCUCCGCGGCCGCGCUCUGCCCGAGGACAAGGAGUUCAGCCGCUGCGAGACGUGCAUGGCCUAUAACCGCAACUGCGAUCGCAAACGGCCCUGCGAUUCGUGCGUCCACAAUGGCGUGAUGUGCCGUGAUCCGACGAGGAGCGGCUGCUUUGCGAGAGGCGCGCCGGGCGACGACCUGCCCUUCUACUACUACCGGCUUGGGUACGGGCCCGCGGGCGUGGAUGACCCGCCCUUAAAUGAGGCUUCUGGGCUGCCUCCGAUUGUCAUGCCUAGUAACUACCAUGAGUUGUAUCGCCCCGGUGGCAGCCCGACCGUCUAAUAAAUGAUUCGGCGCCUACUUCCUAAGAUUUUUUCGGAUUCCUUAACUUAACUUCCGGUGAGCAAGGCAUGUACAAGUGACAGCUGAUAAACGCGAGAGUAGCCGAUGAGGGAGCUCACCAACCAGUGCAUGUUCCUCUCGAGCAAAUAGAGAAGUUGGUUAUCUUGUAGCGAUGAAUGUGUGUGUGUGCAAGUGGUCCCG